UUUUAAUCCGACGUUUGUUAAUCCAAUACAACCCCAAAAUUCAACUCUUGAAGAGUGGUAGCGGCAACUCCUCCGUUCGGGCCGAUAGAAUACUUUGAGAUAAUUGCGGCAGUUUCCUCCAUCAACAACCACAGUUCCACCAUCCCUUUUUCUUAUUCUCCAAAACCUAAUUUCUCAUUCUUCAAACCUACCUUCUUAAUUUCAUUCACUCGUUUUUUCUAAAACCUAAAACCACAAUUCUCAAUUCACUUUUCCCUUUAUCUUCCACACAUCCUUCCUACCAUGUCAAACAGAAACCGCGGCCACCCUCAUCAACCACCACGCGCCGCCAUAUCACCACCACUCCACGAUCCCAUCUUCGCCAUGCGAGGCGGUGGAGGCCAUCCACCCCAUCCAUCUCUUCUAGACGAUUUCCGCGAAUCUCAAUUAGGGUUAGGCCACCGUCUUCCCCUCAUCCACCCUGCCGCCGUCAUUGAAGAACGUCUCGCCGUACAACACGGUGAGAUUCAAGGCCUAUUAGGUGACAACCAGAGAUUUGCAGCCACACACGUGGCGUUAAAGCAAGAACUCGAAGCAGCUCAACACGAAUUACAGCGAAUGGCGCAUUAUAAGGAUUCACUUAGGGCGGAUACGGAGGUGAGGAUGAGGGAGUUGUAUGAGAAGGCGGGUGCAUUGGAAGCCGAGCUUCGUGGCACUGAGGUAGCUAAGGCGGAGCUGCAACAGAUUCGUGGUGAUGUUAAGGAGCUUAGUGCUGUUAGGCAGGAUUUGUCUGGUCAAGUUCAGGCAAUGUCGCAGGAUUUGAGUAGGAUGACUGCUGAUUUGAAACGAAUGCCGGCUUUAAUGGUUGAUGUUGAGGCUAUAAAACAAGAAUUGCAACGUGCAAGAGCUGCCAUUGAAUAUGAGAAGAAAGGAUUCACGGAAAACUAUGAACAUGGUCAAGUGAUGGAGAAGAAGUUAGUUGCUAUGGCUCGGGAGAUGGAGAAACUUCGUGCAGAGAUUGCAAAUGCAGAGAAAAGAGCGCAUGCUACUGCUGCCGCCACCGCUGCUGGGAAUCCAGGUCAAGGGUAUAAUCCAAAUUAUGGCAAUGCUGAGACUGGAUAUGGUGGAAAUCCUUACCCUGCCUAUUAUGGCAUGAACCAGGUACAGCGGCCUGGUGGCGAGAAUUUUCAGCAGUAUGCACCUGCACCUGUACCUGGACCUGCCGCUUGGGGUGCAUAUGAUAUGCAGCGAGUUCAGGGACAUCGAUAGACUUCUAUCCUGCUAAGAAAUCUUAUUUCUGGUAUCCUGGGCUGCAACUUUCUAGAUUGAUUAGGGGUCCUACUCAUGGGCCUCAUGGGAAUUUGUUUCUUAGAUGCUCCUCAAAAUCGUAUUUUUAUCGGAGGGUUCAUAUCAGCUAGAGCAUGCAGUAGAUGAUGUUUGUCUGUGGUGUCAAUUAAUGGAUAUUUUGCUUUAUAAUAGCUUAUUUUUAAGCUUGCUCCUCUGUCCUUAGCUUUAGUUUUUCUUCUACUUACAUCUAAUAUUUGAUAAUUUAUGGUUGGUUACCAUCAAUAUUGUUCACCUACAGUUUGAUUUUAUGUAAAUAUUAGCGAUGUCCACUACCAAGGAGAACAAGGGAAAUAAAAGUUGUUCUUGUUCUCUCUUCAUUACUUGUAAUAGGCUUUCUGGAAAAGGUUAAUUGGCUUGAAGUGUAAGAUCUCUUUGGAGUUGGUUUUAAAUUAAAAGCUGCGAAUAGUUGGAUUUAAUGUAAUUUUCAGCUGCUCGAGAAAGCAUGGAAAUAAAGCUGUUUUUUGUA
Messenger RNA from Medicago truncatula (barrel medic), 1792 nucleotides. Its product is annotated as protein FLX-like 1. Lineage: Eukaryota; Viridiplantae; Streptophyta; Magnoliopsida; Fabales; Fabaceae. The transcript is spliced from 4 exons. The record is from RefSeq and is a predicted model, not a curated record. Bases 283 to 1248 code for a protein of 321 amino acids.